Messenger RNA from Mercenaria mercenaria, 1708 nucleotides. Its product is annotated as slit homolog 1 protein-like. Lineage: Eukaryota; Metazoa; Mollusca; Bivalvia; Venerida; Veneridae. Gene Ontology annotation, molecular function: protein binding. The record is from RefSeq and is a predicted model, not a curated record. The transcript has 4 exons. Gene Ontology annotation, cellular component: extracellular matrix. The coding region runs from base 128 to 1606 and encodes 492 amino acids.
CUUUGGCCUUAACGGUGCUCUUUAUGUUACAUAUAUGGCAUUAUAGAUAGUAUAAUAGAACGAAGAAGACUGACGUUUCUCUGAUAAGCUUUCAGAAAAAGUCUCGCAUAUAUAGACAUUGUUGAAUAUGUGGAUUCUGUGUACGACAUUAUUCAUGCUGGCAGCAUAUUGCCAUGGAGUAAAUAUCGACUGUCCAAUAACUAACGUCAGUAUUAAGCACAUUUGUGUGUGUACGCCUGGAAUUAUCGACUGCCAAGGCCACCGACUUGGAUCCAUCCCUCAGUUUAGACAAGGUGGAAAUUUCCGUGUUCUCAAGUUAGGAAACAACUCUUUCACAUCCAUUCCUAACAACGCUUUUGCAACGCUGAACGUGUCUGAAAUAGAUCUGUCAAACAAUCAGAUCAGUACAAUCGGUGUUAGCGCGUUUGCCGGCGUGUCAAGUUCCUUGCGAAUGCUGAAUCUUGCACAUAAUCAACUAACAUCACUUCCGGGAGCAAUUGGAGAACUUCCAAACAUACAGUCAUUGGAUGUAUCUUGGAACCCUAUUCCUGGAUAUAAACCUGGAGCUCACCAUCACCACGGUACAGACGGAUUGACCAAUAGCGUGAUGCGACAAAUAGGUGAUUCGAUAACAACAUUCAAGUUUGGUGAUCCGUCGAUGACUUCGUGGCCGCAGUCACUAGACCAUUUAAGUCAGCUGAAAGAACUGACCGUUGCUGGUGUAAAUAUUCCUUACUGGCCAGCACAAGGUUUCCAUGGUUUCGAGCAAACACUUCAGUACCUUGCCAUAGAGUAUGCCUCACUUGAAGCUGUUCCAUUAGGUAUAUCCAUGUUAACCGGUCUAAAAACUCUCCAUCUAGAUCAUUUGGACGUAUCACACCCGGACGGUUCUCCAAGUAGAUUUAAUGACGACAGCAUGAUUUCAGCCCCAUUUCGAAGUCUCUCACAAACGCUCGAGCAACUGAGUCUUGACUAUGACGGUUUGACCACGUUUCCUGAAGGUAUUCAAGAUCUCGGGAAGCUUCGAAGCCUUAGUUUGGACGGAAACGAUUUGGAAUUUGUCAGUGAUGAAGCAAUCAAGCUCCUGAAGAACGCAAAUGUUUCCAGUCUCAGUUUAAAAAACUGCAAUUUGAAGCGUGUACCUGGAGCAAUAUCUGAUCUGACCAAUUUGGUGGAGCUUGACCUCUCCGAGAACAAAAUCAGGAGUAUAGAAAGCACGGACCUACAGAAUCUGUUCAGCUUGCAGACACUGCGAUUAAACAUCAAUCCCCUUAAGUAUGUGUCCGAUAACUCACUUUGUGGACUAAACAAAUUAAAGGAAUUUUUUUUGGUCAACACCAGUUUAACAGAAAUCUCUCAGUCUUUCAAAAAUCUGCGACAACUACAAAUGCUUGAUCUGCGACAGUCAGACAUUGACUGUACAUGUGACAUGACCUGGGUAAAAGCUUGGAUGAACUGUCAGGGUGAACACACAGUUGAAAUAGAAGGAAAAUGUGAAACUAUAGACCAAGGGAUUAUGGACUAUGUUCAGAAUCGUCUGCCAACUUGCCCUGGUUUCCACGACGAUACAAGUUCAUUCGUGUGUGGCAAUUCAUGCCCGGAAUAAGUAAACGUGUUGUUAUAUUGUACAAAACAUUGACAAUAAUAAAAUGUUUUGUUGUCAACAAUUGAUCACAACAGAUUUACAAUAAAAACUACUCUAAAACGA